This is a messenger RNA of Andrographis paniculata, 1813 nucleotides long. RefSeq names its product zinc finger CCCH domain-containing protein 16. Bases 368 to 1381 code for a protein of 337 amino acids. The transcript has 11 exons. Gene Ontology annotation, molecular function: metal ion binding. Lineage: Eukaryota; Viridiplantae; Streptophyta; Magnoliopsida; Lamiales; Acanthaceae. The record is from RefSeq and is a predicted model, not a curated record.
GUGGUUUAGAAAUUUCCCCAAAUUAAAAACCCUAGAAUCAUGCCCCCAAGGAAAGAACUCUGCAGGAAUUUUCAGCGUGGCAGCUAGUGCGUAGUCUGAUAUUGUACAAGGGUGGGGUUUUUUUGGCAUCUACAUGGCACUGGAAUUAGAGCUGUUAAACAAAUCAAAAAGUUCAUGGCCAAACUCGAGUUCGAGAAUUAAUAUUCAUGUAAACAAGCCAAGCUCGAGUUAAAGCUCGGUUAGUAGUUGCCAGUAUGGAGAUCGAUGUAAAUUUCUUCAUGCCACAUCACAACAACCAAAAGGUAAUCCUUUCGGAUUUGGUGUGCAAAGUAGCAAUCCGUUUCAACGAACACCUCAGCAGCAACAGAUGCCCAAUCCGUUCGGGUUUGGAGUUCAAAACAAUGCUCAAUCAAGAGGUGGCAAUGAGUUUGGAUCAAAACCAAAUCAAUUCAAGCCUUUCGAGAAUAAAUGGACACGGAAUACCGGUAGUGGAUUUGCUUCCCGGCCGUCUGACAAGCAGCCACAAGCUGCCGAUCAUAAGUGCACGGAUCCCGAUUCUUGCAAACGAAUCAUAGUCGAAGAUCUUGAAAAUGAGAAGCCCCUGUGGAAGCUUACUUGCUACGGUCAUGAUCGAUACGCUCCUUGUGACGUCGUUGGUGAUAUUAGCUGCGAAGAGUUGCGUGCAUUAGCUUACGAGGAUGCCAAGAAUGGGAAAAGCUUGCAGUUCAUUAUUGAAAGAGAGAGGAAUCUGCUAGCUUCCAAGUUAGCUGAAUUCCAGAACCUGCUACAGAAACCUUACGUCAUUCCUACAAUGGCUGCUCCCGCCGCUCAGAAUCCAUUUAGUGUCGCCAAUUCAAGCACCCCUACAAUCAACAGCGGCGUUCCUUCUUCAGUUUCAAGUUUUAGUCACGUGAAUGCCUCCCUAAAUACAAGCCCCGCCGCCGCCCCUAGUUACACCUUCGGUCAGCCAACUGCCCCCCAGAGUAAUAACAGCAACAAUCAGCCAUUCAACAUGUUCCAGGCGAUGAAUUCGUCGAUCAACAAUCCAGGAAAGUUCGGUAAUCAACCUCCUCAACAACCCGUUCAAAAUCCAUUCUCCUUUGGCUCGGCCCGCGCCAACAACAGUGCUACAAGUAAUCCCUUCUCGAAUUUCGCCAAUUCGUCGCAGACAGAGAAGAUGUUCGACAAACCCUUUGACCUUUCCAUUACGGGAACAAAUUCAGCUUUAAAUCCUGCCGGGAAUUCUAGCAUCAGUGCCGUGUCGCUUAACACGCAAAAUGAAAACCCGAACAUCGAUGCUGGGAUUUGGGCAAAAGCUGAGUGGAAAUGGAAUGCCGGCGAGAUUCCCGAAGAUCCGCCUCCGGAUAUCUAUAUCCGCUAGAUCCCUCAUUGCAGCCGAACUCCAUCCAUUAUAUUCACUUCAAAGUUUCCUUGACAACCGGCAUUGUCCAAGCUCUUCUAGUGAACACUGGUAUGUCUUCUUGUCGACUAAAUUUAUUUUUUCGAGCUUCCUUUGAGAGGUGGCCAUUGUGAAUUAUAUAGGGUGUGUUAUUUUUCCUUUUUGCAUUUUAUUGUGAUAUUUUGUAUAAAAAAUUAAUAUUACUUCCGUUGUCUAUUGUAGUAUCAUUUAUCUUUUUGGGAUUAAAAGAUAUUUUUAGUUAAUUUUUUACACUCCGGUCGAACGUAAUAUCCUGUAAAUUAGGUUCGACAAAGCAAGUCAUAUUAGGCGAAUCAUGUACGACAGGUUGAACUCAUGACCUCACGGUCAUUGGAAGUAUUAGGGUUUGAGCCCAUGAUCUUACGGUCACAAGUU